Messenger RNA from Dicrocoelium dendriticum, 1965 nucleotides. The record is from the annotation of a GenBank genome assembly. NCBI's taxonomy places the organism in Eukaryota, Metazoa, Platyhelminthes, Trematoda, Plagiorchiida, Dicrocoeliidae.
GCGUUGAAUUUUUGAACACGAUUUUGACUUGACUAACUACGAAUUCCCCACAAAAAUGGUCGAAGAUGCGGUUCCUCCUUCAGUACCUUCAAAGCCUUCCAUUAGACGUCAGUUUGUGAAACCGAGUCCUCAGACGCCCACACCAAACGGUGAUAUUCCAGCUACAGAAGCAACACUGAGGACGGCGUCCAAUGUUGGCUUCAUAACUCUACCAAACCAAAUACACCAGAAAGCUACUUCCCGUGGCUUCUCGUUCAAUCUCAUGAUUACUGGCUGCCCGGGUUUGGGGAAGUCUAGCUUCAUUAAUUCCCUGUUCUGUUCUGAUGUAUUCAACGCGCAUCAUUUGGGUCCCUCCAAGCGACCUGUACCACAGGGAGUACAAGUUGAUUCAUGGCUUUUCCUCCUUUCCGAAGGCCAUGUAAAGUUGCGCUUGUGCAUUUUGGACACACCUGGCUUCGGACAAUAUGUGGACAACUCCUCGUGUUGGCAACCACUGGUGGACUGCAUUGAUUCUCGUUUCGAAUCGUAUCUCCGCAAUGAAUUGAAAGUGUCUAGACAUACGGUUGGAUCCGGGGCGGACUGUAUGCCCAGUCUAACGGACGACUCCCGUGUACAUGCGUGUUUAUAUUUUGUCGCUCCCACCGGCCACGGCCUUCACCAGUUGGACAUUGAGGCAAUGAAACACUUGCAUAACAAGGUCAAUCUCAUCCUCGUCAUCGGCAAGGCUGAUUCUCUCACCCCAGACGAGUGUGCCGAAUUCAAGCAGGAGAUCAACCGCCAACUGAGCGAACAUGACAUACGUUUGUACGACUUUCCUGAAUCCGUUGUCAGUUCCGAAGGUUCCCUCAACGAUAAAACCCACCUCGAUGUGAAAGAGUGGCGAAAACGGCAGCCGUUUGCAGUUGUCUGCAGUGAUCGAACCAUCGUUCAAGCAGAUGGCCGAAAGGUUCGUGGACGAAUGUAUCCAUGGGGUAUGGUGGAGACAGAAAACCUUAGCCACAACGAUUUUCUCGCUCUGAAAAAUUUGCUCUUUAGCUAUCAUCUAUUGGACCUCAUCCAUGUAACUCACAGCAAACUUUACACCGAGUACUAUUGCGCGCGGUUGAUGUCUAUUGCACAAGCCAGUCAGUUUCAUGUUGAACCAGACGGUCGAGAACCUUUAUACCAACUUGAAGCGGAACGUCUGGAAUCUCAGAAAAAACUGGCUAUGCUCGAGGCCGAAAUGGAGACUGUAUUUGAACAAAAGGUUCGUGAACGAGCGUCCAAACUGAAGGAAAGCGAAAUUGAACUGGACAGCCAGAUCGCUCGAUUGAAUCAACAGUUGGCCGCGGAAAAUGCGGAGUUUGAGCGAUUAAAGCAUGCCUUUGAAGACCAAUGUUCCGUUUGGGAAAGCGAAAAUUAUGCCACCUUAGAGCCUCUACGUCGUGCUUCUCGCCGCCACAACUCGAGUACUUCUCGAUGUCGUGUGUCUUUCUCGUUCCCACGCUUCUCUGGGUUUAGAUAUCGCUCUGCCUGCUCAUCCCCUGAGCAAAAAUCUAAGCAAUCCACUGCGGCUUGUUCCGUUACCAAUCGCUCUGCUUCGAGGAUGGAACGACCUAGUUCUUGCUGCUAUCAUGCUGGUCUCUCAUCCAUAUGGGGCUGUACUGUCCAAGCUCAGGAGAGAGUUUUCAAAUCUCUCAGCAAUUUAUUACCGGAAAAAUUGUCGUCUCGCAGCUGCAUCUGUGUCUGCCAUACUCGUGGUGCUUCGGAUGACUGUAUGUCUGCAACCACCAAGCGAUCCUUCGGUCAUCUUCGUGAAAGGUACAGAGGUUGCACUGAUCCAGCACGUGGUACAAAACAGGCACCACCUCGAAUCUAUCGAUGAGCUCUACGAUCUCUGUAUUAUCUGUCACCACGUCUGAUUCGACCAUCCCUAGAGAAAUGGGAAGCAAAGGAGAAGGGGCGCUCCAAAUGGAAAGGAUUAUU